AACCCCAAGAAAACCCAUCAAGGCGAAAAAGAAACGAAAGAUGGGUCUAAUCUCAAGUUCUUGGAGCUUUAAGAAAUUCUUCGCAAUAGUUUUUGUCGCCUUCGCCAUCUCCGGUGAAUUCGUUGCAGGAUAUUACAGGCCCAGCCCGUGGAGAUACGCUCAUGCUACUUUCUACGGCGACGAAACCGGUAGUGAAACCAUGGGUGGUGCAUGUGGGUACGGAAACCUGUUUAACAGUGGCUACGGCUUGGACACGGCGGCGCUAAGCACGACGUUAUUCAAAGACGGUUACGGAUGCGGCCAAUGUUUCCAAAUAGUCUGUGUGAACUCGAAACAUUGUAACUAUGGACGCCCAUCGACGGUGGUCACAGCCACCAACCUUUGCCCUCCUAAUUGGUACCAAGACUCCAACAAUGGUGGUUGGUGCAAUCCUCCUAGAACCCAUUUCGAUAUGGCUAAACCGGCUUUCAUGAAACUCGCUUACUGGAGGGCCGGUAUCAUCCCUGUUGCAUACCGAAGAGUCCCAUGCAAAAGAAGUGGAGGUAUGAGGUUUCAAUUCCAAGGCAAUUCUUAUUGGCUUCUCGUCUUCGUCAUGAAUGUCGGCGGCGCAGGAGACAUAAAAAGCAUGGCCGUGAAAGGUAGCCGGACGAAUUGGAUAAGCAUGAGCCACAACUGGGGAGCCUCUUACCAAGCUUUUUCCUCUCUCUAUGGUCAGUCUCUUUCUUUCCGGGUUACUUCUUACACAACCGGUGAAACCGUCUACGCUUGGAACGUUGCUCCGGCUAACUGGAACGCCGGUAUGACUUACAAGAGUGGCGCCAAUUUUCGCUGAAAUUAUGGUUUUGACCUUGAAAAAACAAAUGGGAUUUCUUCUUUUCUCUCUUUUUUUGUUUUGUUUUUGGGAUGUUUACAAGUUUCGGUGGCCUUGUGUUGUUACUGGCCCGGCUUUAAGUUAUACAUCUACAUGAAUG
Brassica oleracea var. oleracea is the source of this 971-nucleotide messenger RNA. RefSeq names its product expansin-A7-like. Bases 41 to 832 code for a protein of 263 amino acids. Gene Ontology annotation, cellular component: extracellular region. NCBI's taxonomy places the organism in Eukaryota, Viridiplantae, Streptophyta, Magnoliopsida, Brassicales, Brassicaceae. Gene Ontology annotation, biological process: plant-type cell wall organization. The record is from RefSeq and is a predicted model, not a curated record. The transcript is spliced from 3 exons.